Molecule: messenger RNA, 1947 nt
Organism: Acytostelium subglobosum LB1
Lineage: Eukaryota; Evosea; Eumycetozoa; Acytosteliales; Acytosteliaceae
Exons: 2
Coding region: 1-1947 (648 amino acids)
Biological process (GO): threonyl-tRNA aminoacylation
Cellular component (GO): cytoplasm
Molecular function (GO): threonine-tRNA ligase activity; ATP binding
Source: RefSeq, a predicted model, not a curated record
AUGGUUGAGGUCACACUUCCAGAUGGACGAAAGAUAGAAUGUGAUCCCGCUACAACUACACCAUACUCAGUGGCUCGUUCGAUAUCAAAGGGAUUGGCUAGUCGUGUGGUGGUCGCUCUGGUCAAUGGUCAAUUGUCCGCCAUCAACAAGCCAAUCAAAGACAUCUCCUCAUUGACAUUGCUCGACUUUGACAAUGAUGAUGCCAAGCGAUGCUUCUGGUGGACAACAUCCAUCAUCAUGGCAAGAUCAGCGCUCAUCCACUUUGGUGAAGGUGCCAUUGUCACUGCUCACACCAGCACACUCACCAACAAUGCACUUCACGAUGGCUGUCACAUUGACAUGUACCUUCCCGCAGACAGGACCAUUAACGAGGCCGACAUCAAGAGCAUCCACACCAUCAUGUCCAAGCUUAUCCAAUCAGACAAACCAUUCACAACACGUCAAUUGACCAUUCAAGAGGCACUCAAUAUGUUCAAAGAUAACAUAUACUACACUCAACAAUUGAAUACAAUGAUGGAGGAUGGAAAGAAACAUGAAUAUGUUAAUGUCGUUGACUUUGAUGGCUUUGUGACUUUGGAUGUUGGACUCCCCACAAUGCCAUCCAGUGGCCAUAUCAAGGCCUUUGACUUGGUGCGUAAUUCUAGUGUUGUCGGAACCAUACCAACCAUGGCAUCACUGCAACGUUUGGUCGGCGUGUCAUUCCCCGACAAAGAACAGAUGACUGCGUGGAAAGACCUCCAACACCAGGCCGCACAACUUGACCAUCGACACAUUGGACGCGACCAACAGCUGUUCUUCUUCCACCCCUACAGCCCAGGCUCCUGCUUCUUCCUGCCACUUGGCACGCGCAUAUACAACCGCCUUCACUCAUUCCUGCGCAGUGAGUAUCGCAAGCGCGGCUACGAGGAGGUGAUCACGCCCAACAUCUACAGUCAACGUCUGUGGGAGACCUCUGGACAUUGGCAGAACUACAAGGACAACAUGUUCUCAUUCCAAUGCGACCACACCAACUACUCGCUCAAGCCAAUGAACUGUCCAGGCCACUGUCUUAUGUUCUCACAUCGCGCCCGCUCCUACAAGGAGCUGCCACUGCGCAUUGCCGACUUUGGCGUGUUGCAUCGUAAUGAGACGCAUGGCUCGCUCACAGGACUCACACGUGUCCGUCGCUUCCAACAGGAUGACGCCCAUAUCUUUUGCACGACUGCUCAGAUACGCUCAGAGAUCAAAGCCUGUCUGGACUUUAUGCAGCAUGUAUAUGGAAUCUUUGGCUUCACCUUCUCGUUGGAGUUGUCUACGCGUCCAACACCAUUCCUGGGUGAUGUUGCCGUUUGGGACGCUGCCGAGCAGUCACUCGAGUCAGUACUCAACGAGUUUAGUCCGGGCGCCUGGCGCAUGAACCCAGGCGAUGGCGCCUUCUACGGCCCCAAGAUCGACAUCCACAUAAAGGAUGCCAAUGGAAAAUCACAUCAAUGCGCCACGAUCCAACUGGAUUUCCAACUUCCCAUUAGAUUCAAACUAGAGUAUGCCAGUGAACAGGGUGUUGCUGAGAGACCCGUGAUGGUACAUCGAGCAAUCUUUGGCUCGACCGAACGUAUGAUGGCAAUCCUCAUCGAGCAUACCAAGGGCAAGUGGCCAUUCUGGAUAUCACCACGACAGGUGUUUGUGGCGUCAGUGACCAGCGGACCAUACGAUCAAUACGCACAGACCGUCCGAGACCGUCUAUUCGACGCAGGCUAUCACGUUGACAUUGAUGUAUCAGACAAAACAAUCAAGAAGAAGUUACGCGAUGCCAUCACCGAUCGCUACAACUAUAUGAUAGUGAUAGGCAAGGAAGAGCAAGACAACCAGACCAUUAGCAUUCGUCACCGUGACACCAGUGAGCAAAAGACCUUGACCAUUGACCAGUUCCUCAUUGAGCUUAAGCAUCAGACUGACAACUACCUCUGA